This is a messenger RNA of Colletotrichum phormii, 2079 nucleotides long. RefSeq lists its product as uncharacterized. The transcript has 2 exons. Lineage: Eukaryota; Fungi; Ascomycota; Sordariomycetes; Glomerellales; Glomerellaceae. Gene Ontology annotation, cellular component: transcription regulator complex; chromatin; PcG protein complex. Bases 1 to 2079 code for a protein of 692 amino acids. Gene Ontology annotation, molecular function: DNA-binding transcription factor activity, RNA polymerase II-specific; RNA polymerase II cis-regulatory region sequence-specific DNA binding. The record is from RefSeq and is a predicted model, not a curated record. Gene Ontology annotation, biological process: regulation of transcription by RNA polymerase II.
AUGGCUCCUCCAGCAGCUUCGUCUGAGGGUAUUACUGCCCAAUCAGACCUUGGCGAAUCUGACGACAGUUCAUCCUUCUUAAAACGCUCGAUUGACAUGAACCGACUGAAGCCAAGACGGGAGAUGUUAUCCCUCACCAACCGCGCGACACUAGAGCACCGCUCAUUAUCAGGAGGAGGAGUUGCUGGAGUCGUUAUUGGUGUCAUUGUCGCCGUCUUCCUCGUCGGUGUUUGCGCCUACCCAUUUAUCGUUCGGAGGAGAAGAGCUAGGAGAAAUGAAUUGCCCGAACGCCUCGACACGGAAACGGCCUUCGUCCCCGGGCCUAUGGGUCCUCCAGGACAGGCGCCGGCGCCCGGACCCGGACCCGGAAUCAACAGCCGUCUUUCUUCAGAAAAUUCCUUUGGAAACAAGGCCGACACCCUGAGGGGUACAGAGAGACAGUCUACCAAGGACACGACCCUAUCAUCUCACAACGGCACCGACCGUCCUCCCAGCGAUGAAGUGAGCAACCAGCACCAGCGUGGCUUCACCGGCGACAGCACUCAUCCACCUAGUGUCACGACGAGACGCGGCACCACCGAGUACUCUUUUGGACAUGCGCCCACAUGGAACAGCGACUCGUCCUAUCCAUGGACCCCCGUGGGUGUCGAGCUGGUUGCCACUCGAGCCGAUGGCAUGGACUACACCGAAGCCAAUCAUGGACAUAGCGCGACCUACUACAGCCCGACGAUUCCUUCCGAGGCCUUUGGCAUGGUCACGCCGCCUCCGACCGACGAGCCUCAAAGUCGCGCGGCACUUCCUAGACGGUCAAGCUCCCGAGGAAGCUCGUUCAAGCUCAACCUAGCAAGCAUAAUACGUCGCACGAGCACCAAGGAGUCAGCAACCGUUCGCUCAAAGGGUCACCUGUCGCAGCCCGUUCUUAGCGAAACACUAUCAGAAUCUCCCACCGAGUUUACCGGUCCAUCUUUCGGAACCGCUCAGCUGGAUUCACCCAUUCACCUACCUGUUAGCCCCAUGUCGGAGCCUGAGGACCCUGGCCACGCUUCGGAGCUGGAAAAGAAAAGAGCAGCCAAGCCGACUGAAUCCCCUCCUUUUCUUCCUCCGGCUGUACCGGCUCCUGGGACUGUGAAUCCAAUGGACAUCAUGGCACCGUCAAAUCCGACAGAGCACAAGUGGAACACGAACCAGCAGCUGUUCAAUAUCGCGCAUCCGCCCCCUAAGCCGCCUGUCGACACUCCAAAGCCAAUAUCAGAACCGCCGCAAGCAACUCAAGCUCUUACGCCACAAUCACCGGAACAAUCAUACGAACAGCAGGAACAGUAUAUUCUCCAGCAACAGCAGCAGCAGCAGCAGCAACAGGAACUUCAACGUCAGCAGCAAGAAGCAAAUGGACCAUCAAAGUUAUAUGGGAACGAACAAUACCAGGCGAUCAACUGGAACCUCACAAAUGGUAGCCAUGCAAACGGCGCUAUUCCAGAUGUACAGAUGAACGGUGUCGCGCAACUACCCGAUCCCACCCACCUCAUGCCUGAUCAACAUAAUCAACAUAACCAGCACUACCUCGAUGGCGAAAUGACCGACCCAUCUGAUCACUCCCCGCCGGUAGCUGGACAAGCUAGUUCCGGCCCAUCUUACCAAAGCACGCCAAACACCCAAAUCGACAGCAGUCCGUCUCCUCGAUCAGAUGGCAGCUCGGAUAUCCGCAAUAGCACUUCACCGUAUCCAGGAAUGCAGCCAUCCCCUCGGACCUUUAUUUGCGAUGAAUGUGGCAGGUUUUUCGACCAAGUUCAUAAGCUGAAUCACCACAAACGGUACCAUGAGAGACCUCAUGAAUGUGCCCAUCCGAACUGCGGAAAGAGAUUCGGUACUAAGACACAUCUGGAUCGUCACAUCAACGAUAAACACAAGAAGACGAAGAAGUUUCAUUGCACCGUCAGCACUUGCCCCUAUUCCAAGGCGGGAGGCAAGUCAUUCCCCAGAAAGGACAACUGGAGACGGCAUAUGAUGAAUAUCCAUCAAGUCACGCCAAUGGCCGACCCGGAACCCGACAUCGUCGACGAGAAUAUGGGAGGAACAUAA